GUGAAGUCUGUGAGUUGACAGUGGGGUGCACGAGAACAGGCGUUCAGUAGUGGUGGAGGCGGAGGAGGUUUAGGGGAAAGAAUUGUUUUCUGUGUGCGCGAGAAACGUGUCGACAAGUAACGAGUCUCUGAAAACGGGUCGUCGUUGGUGAUGGUGAAAUGAUUCUCUAGCCCGAGGUUUUUGACUUGGUCCGGACGGACAAAAGAGGAAGACCUUUUGUAUAUCGCUGCUGUUCAAGAGACCGUACGUUUGUUCAUCCGUAGAAAACAUCAUUAAACGCUGACGUCGCGGAAUUCGUCCCGUGUCGUUUUCCUUCGUGGCGAGCGUCCGAACAUCCAACGACUGACUUAGCGACCAUCACGCGCGCGUGUCUUUGUUUUUUUUUCUCGGUGCUGAAUAACUGUACGAGGAAAACAGAGAGAGUGUGUUAUAUCACAGUGGUGAAAAGACCGAUACGUUUCGUGGGUUUCUGCUGUGGUAAAUAAUCCGUAGCAGUCAGAGGCCCUUCCUAAACGACGAUCGAGCUCAGCUGAUUCAAGGACUUGCUGUUGAAGGGCUCUGCUGCGUUAAUAGACGAUAAAUAUGUCGUCCCCCAGCGCUGGAAAACGACGUAUGGACACGGACGUUCUCAAAUUAAUAGAAAGUAAGCACGAAGUGACGAUAUUAGGAGGAUUAAACGAAUUUUCCGUCAAAUUCUACGGACCACGGGGAACACCUUACGAGGGUGGAAUAUGGAAAGUGAGGGUUCACUUACCCGAGCACUACCCCUUCAAAUCUCCUUCGAUCGGCUUUAUGAACAAGGUGUACCACCCUAACAUUGACGAAGUCUCAGGCACCGUGUGUCUAGACGUAAUAAACCAGGCUUGGACUGCCCUUUACGAUUUGUCAAAUAUAUUCGAGUCCUUCCUGCCCCAGUUGUUAACAUAUCCUAAUCCAAUCGACCCGUUAAAUGGCGACGCAGCGGCCAUGUAUCUACACAAACCUGAGGAGUACAAGAAGAAAGUAGCAGAUUACGUGAGGAAAUACGCAACGGAGGAGGCGCUAAGGGACCAGGAGAACAGCGGUACUGAAAACGGGGUGUCGUCCGAUAGCGAGUCUUCGAUGAGCGACUUCAGCGAGGACGAGGCGCAGGACAUGGAGUUGUAACCAAAUAUUUUACCAUCCGUACCCAUAUCCUUAAUCUCGAUUUCUUGUAAACUCCGACCGCUCGUCCUACCAAAUAGAUGCUUACAUUUCGAACCUCCGAACCUCACUAUCGGUUUAGCUGCGUGGCACACUCGUCACUUUGUUUCGUAGGGAACGUUGAAUCGCGACCAGGUUGUCCGUUAACGAAUCGGGAGGUAAAAAGAAAAGAAAAAAAAGAUAAAAGGGAACGCAUACAUAAACGAAAGAAGAGAAAAUGAAAAGGAAACGAAAUUUGAAGGAAAGGAGAAAGUACGAGAACGAUGAUGUAUACGUAGAAAAAAAAGGAUAUCGCUUUUGAAGUUCUCUUUACGCGAGAGAUUGGCGCUCUCGUCGUCGCCGUCGUGUUUUUCAACGAGGGACGUUGACGAGAAAAAUGAUACGCGCCGUUUUCGAGAAAAAUGAUACGCGCCGUUUUCGAGAAAGAAACGCCUCGUUUUUUUGCAUUUUUUUUUUUUUUGAUUUUCUUCUUUUAAAUUCACGGCUUUGCUACCGAUUGAUCGAACGUCGAUAUCUUCAGAUUGUUGGCGAUCUGGCAUCGAUCGAAUAGUCGCGAAUCAUCGUGCGUCGUUGACGUUCCGUUUAAUGAUUGUACGCGCGGUUGCGCCGUCAAAUUCUACGAUGAAUUAUUCUGGAAAAAUUGUUUCUUUUCUUUUUUUCUUUUUUUUUUUUUUUUUCGUUGAAUAUUUUUGUUCGAUUAUUCCUCCACGUUUCGAAUUCUUCGUCGAUCUCCCUCUGGUUCUUUCUCUUUCUUUUUUUCCCCCUUCCCGAUCGAGUCGAGUCAGAAACACAGACAGUCUUGGGGCGUUAAAAAGAACGAUGCACGAGCAUGAAAGAAAGAUCACGUUCGCUCGACAAGUAUGUAUAUCUUUCGGAUGUCGUAAUUCACAUUACGCUUGUUAUUCUCUGUCUCUCUGUGCGCUCUCGUUAUUCGUACAGGUGCCACGAGCAAGCACGAUAUAGAUCUCGAAUCAACAUCGAUUUCGAAUAAACAUUCGUUUCACGUGUUUUCGAAAAUGCUUGCUCGUAGAGUAACGACUCUUUUGUAAUUUGCACGAUAAUUUGUCACCAGACUAUUGCAUCGUAUUUGAAAUUGACAGGAUUCGUACGUUUGUAACUACACGAAGAGUUAACGAUGCGAUAAAACUAAAGAAAAAAAAAAGCUAUUGUUUUCCGCUCGUUUAACGUUCCAACGAAUUAUUUCUUUUUGUUGUUUGCCGUGGUUCAAAAGAUAUAUCUGGUUAUUAGACGAUCUCUUUUCUUUUUUCUUAUGUUCACAAAAUGAAUUAUCAUGCGAAAGAGAAACAAAAAAGAAAAAGCGGAAUGGAAAAUAGGAUACUAGGUGCGUCUUCCUCUUUCUGUUCUGUCAUCACCAUCCCUGAACGUUUCCCUCGUAGGGCGCAGCAACGAGAAAAGGCUUCGUCAACAGUGUUGAAGACACUGACAAAUCUACGAUAUAAACGGCGUUUAAGUAGCGAUGUUAAUGUCGGGACAUCCCAGCCACAGUUGAAAUCUGCACGGUCAACGUUUUUCGACGGAAGGGAAACGAUCGAAGACACUGGUCACUUACGAACGACCUCGGCCUCCUGUCUCGAGACACACGCGAACACAUCGAACGUACGAAUUUUCAGAGAGUUGCGAGAGGACAACGACGCGGCGUACACACCGGAGUUGCGUCAGUAUUCGGAAAUGGACGUAGAUUUCAUUCACUCGGGAGGAAGUAGAAGCAAUCUGGACACAACCGUCUAACGGCUCAUCGCGAAAAUUUCUCUGGUGAUAUUCUCACGAUUAUUUUAUCAUAAAAAAAAAGUAAGAAAAAGAACAAAAAAAAAAAAAAAAAAAGAAAAAAAAGAAGAAAAAGAAACAAAUGACUUUAGAGCAAUUAAUAUUGUUUGUAUAAGGAUUUUUCUAAACGCAUGGUAUGAAAAGUUUUUCCAAAUUUUUAAUCGAAACGAGAGAGUCGCUUGUAAGAGAGAAAAAAUGACUUCGUUCGAGCGCCAUGGCGUAUGUAAUAUUUUAUUUGCGUGGAAUAAGAAAGGAUGGAAAAAGGAAAAAAAAUUUUUUUUUGAUACGAUCGAUAUUUUUUAGAGGUAACUUUAAACUGCGCGUUCAUGCAAGUCGUAUUCAUGCAUCGUGUUUUUUCUUUUUUUUUUUUUUUUUUUUUAAUUCUAUCGACGUUCGGCUUAAUCGAGAGAACAAAGCGCAUACGGCGUGAAAGUCUGGGGCAGAAUUGGCGAGAAGUAAAGGAAAUCAAUGGAUGAUAGAAGAAUAUCUAGUGGAAGUGAGGAAUCGUUUCUUUUUUCCGAUGAUGCGAAAAGGCUUGUAGCAAACGGGAGGACACGAAUUUGUACAAAUCUUGGUGCACAAUAAUCUUCGUUUAGUUGUAACUCGCUUCAAACUGAUCUCUCUCCUUUUGCGUGGUUUACGUAUAUGCAAUACGAUCAACUAUACGUGCAAGUAUAGAAAAUGAUAUUUUAGUGCCUUCUCAGGCAGAAAAUUGUGCCUUAUUACAUGGGUCUCUGUAAAAAAAAAAAAAAAAAAAAAAAAAAGAAAAGAAAAGAAAAAAAGAGAAAGAAGAAUGAAAAUCUUAUUGGUAAACAUAUUCGGUGGAAAAAAAACGAAGAGCAUUAAUUAAACAGACACAAACACACACAUCGAUAAUUAAAUCAAUCGCUUGGAAGAACGUAAAACUAAUACAGCGUGUGCUUUUAUUUUCGAAUAUCGAGAUAACGUUGAAGAACAAUGUUAAGCUUUGUGUAAGUCUUUUUUUUCUCUUUUGAAGAGUGUUCGGCUAGUUGGGAAUGCGAUGUCAGAGAGAAAUAUUAUUAGAAAGAGAAAAGAAAUAGAAAAGAAAGAGGAAAGGAUACGAGGAUAGAGAAUAAAUUUUACCAAAAACUGUUUAUAAGAAAAAUCGAAAUUUCUUGUCUGUAUUCUUGCAAUAGGUUCACUCCUUAGUUUUUAACGAAUAAAUUUAAUAUUAUCGUUCUAUUAUUACUCGUAGUAUGGGCGCGGUUAUCGUUUCAUUUAUGUCAACGCAUCGUUUUUUUAUGCGCUUUCAUUCGUCUAUGAUUUAGAGAUUUCGCAUAUUUGAUUUCUUAUUUUCAAUGAGUCGCGAACGUUGUCAAGAUUGUCGAAUCUUGAUAAUUCUCCCUUCUUUUAUUUAUUACGCGGUUUUAAUUUUAAUUGUGCCAAGGGACGAGUCGUGAAAUUCGUAAAAAGCGAUAGCCGCGUCCACACGUUUUUAAUUGUUACGCAAUCUUUCCUUUUUAUUUAAGGAAAUAGAAUAUAUUUACGUGGAAGUAAAACAAGGAAAUGGAUAAAAAUAAUACUGUCAUUCAGAAUUUACAAUUAUUUAUGAUUAUUUAAGACGUGCUUUCAUGGUAUUUUUUCGUACGAUUCGCAGUGGCUCUAUACGUUGGUGAAGUGUAUAGCAAUGUAUUUACUGAUUAGAGAAAUGAUUAUUAAAAUGGAGUGAAACUGA
Messenger RNA from Bombus huntii, 4663 nucleotides. It is a transcript of the gene UbcE2H, whose product is annotated as ubiquitin-conjugating enzyme E2 H. Lineage: Eukaryota; Metazoa; Arthropoda; Insecta; Hymenoptera; Apidae. The record is from RefSeq and is a predicted model, not a curated record. The transcript is spliced from 5 exons. Bases 583 to 1146 code for a protein of 187 amino acids. Gene Ontology annotation, molecular function: ubiquitin conjugating enzyme activity. Gene Ontology annotation, cellular component: nucleus. Gene Ontology annotation, biological process: protein polyubiquitination; ubiquitin-dependent protein catabolic process.